AUGUCAAACAGAGCGCCCCUGCGAGCGCAGGAGUGUCGCCCCCUUGGAAACCCCUCAGAGCUCCCGGUGCUAGCGAAGAAGGGAGACGUCGUCCUGGGGGGUCUCUUCUCUCUACACGAUACGGUGCUGGAGAACGCGCUGUCAUUUACCUCACCGCCAGCUCCUGCUCAGUGCUCUGGGUUUAACUUCAGGACAUUUAGAUGGAUGCAGACUAUGAUAUUUGCAAUAGAGGAGAUCAACAAAAAUCCAAAUCUUCUGCCAAACAUCACACUAGGAUACCAGAUCUAUGACUCUUGCAGCACACCUGUCCAAGCCCUUCGCACAGCCUUAGCUGUGAUGGGGGGCCAGUCUGGGGAAAACAGUGGGGGCACACAGUGCAGAGGAACAGUGCCUGUGGUUAUUGGGGAUGGUGGGUCCACACUCUCACUGGUAGUGGCAAGAUUCCUUGGGGUUUUUCAUGUUCCGCAGGUAAGCUAUUUCUCUAGCUGCGCCUGUCUGAGUAACAAAGUUGAGUUCCCUGCCUUCCUGAGAACCAUGCCUAGUGACUUUUUCCAAGUGGAUGCCCUGGCUCAGCUGGUGAAGCACUUUGGCUGGACGUGGGUUGGAGUAGUGGCAGGCGACGACGCUUAUGGGCGAGGGGGCGCGCAGAUCUUUGCGGAGGAGGUGAAGAAGCUCGGGGCCUGUGUGGCCCUUCAUGAAAUUAUCCCUAAGAACCACGACAACACCCAGAUGGCCCGCAUCGUGGAGCGAAUCCAAAAGUCGGGGACUCGGGUGGUGCUGCUGUUUGCCGUUGAGCAAGAUGCUGGAGCGCUCCUCAGGGAGGCCCUCAGGCAGAACCUGACGGGCAUCCAGUGGUUGGCUAGUGAGGCCUGGAUCACCGCUGCUGUGCUCUCCAGCCCACAGUUUCACUCCAUCCUGAAGGGCUCCAUGGGCUUUGCGAUUCGCAGGGCUGAUAUCGCUGGACUUAAGCCCUUCCUGCUUCGCUUGAACCCCUCAUUUGACUCCCAGGACCCAUUUAUCCAAAUGUUCUGGGAAAAUCUCUUCAGUUGUUCACUACAUCAUGGAGAUGAUGUAGACUCAACAGAUAAACCACCAUGCUCUGGCUCUGAAGAGCUGGUCAGUACAAAGAACAUUUAUGCCGAUGUAACUCAGCUCAGAAUCUCUUAUAAUGUAUAUAAAGCAGUGUACACCAUGACUUAUGCCCUGGAAGCUAUGGCUACAUGUGAGCCAGGCAAAGGGCUUCUCCAUGAAGGGGCAUGUCCUAACAUGUCCACAAUACAGCCGUGGCAGCUCCUGGAGUACCUGAAGCAGGUGGAGUUCACAAAUGACUUUGGUGAGGAAAUGAAAUUUGAUGAGAACGGUGACCCAGUGGCCAUGUAUGAUCUGAUCAACUGGCAGCUGACCGCAGAUGGUGAGGUGGCGUAUGUCACAGUUGGGAAAUUUGAUGAGACCACACGCGACAAACUGGAGAUUGACGAAGAAGCCAUCCUAUGGAGGGGGAACACUAAAGACAUCCCUCUCUCAGUCUGCAGUGAAAGCUGUCCCCCAGGCACCAGGAAAGCCAACAAGCCUAAUUUCCCUGUUUGCUGUUUUGACUGUAUAUUGUGUGCAGCUGGGGAGAUUAGCAAUCAGACAGAUGCCAUAGAAUGUGAACAGUGUCUGCCUGAGUUCUGGUCCAACGCGAAGAGAGACACCUGUGUUCCCAAGCAGGUGGAGUUCCUAUCUUACAGCGACACCAUGGGCAUUACCCUGGCGGUAGUGGCCCUCGUGGGCUUCUGCUGCACUCUCACAGUCAUCCUGAUUUUUGCCUGCAACAGAAACACUCCCAUUGUCAAGGCCAACAACUCUGAGCUCAGCUUCCUCAUCCUCGUCUCUCUGGGCCUGUGUUUCCUGUGUGCCCUGCCCUUUAUCGGAGAGCCCACCCCCUGGACCUGCAUGCUGCGGCACACAGCGUUUGGCAUCACCUUCUCCCUCUGCAUCUCAUGCAUACUGAGCAAGACUGUAGUGGUCCUCAUGGCCUUCAGAGCGACGCUUCCCGGCAGCAUGGUGAUGAAGUGGUUCGGCCCUUUCCAGCAGAGGGCCAUGAUAUCCGCAGGAGUCGCGGUGCAGGUGGUCAUCUGUGGGGUGUGGCUGGCGGUGGCACCGCCAACGCCACGUAGGCUGUUGAGCCGGGAGAGCAGGCGUAUCAUCCUGCUCUGUGAUGAGGGCUCUGCACUGGCCUUCUCGCUGAUGCUAAGCUACAUAGGACUGCUGGCCAGCCUCAGCCUCUUGCUGGCCUUCCUGGCCAGGAAGCUCCCUGGCAGUUUCAACGAGGCAAAGCUCAUCACCUUCAGCAUGGUGAUAUUCUUCGCCGUCUGGGCAGCUUUUGUGCCGGCCUAUGUCACCUCUCCGGGGAAGUACACCACUGCCACAGAAGUAUUCGCUAUUCUGGCCUCCAGCUACGGCCUCAUGAUUUGCCUGUUUUUCCCCAAGUGCUACAUCAUUUUACUGAAGCCAGAGAAGAACACUAGAAAACAUAUGAUGUCUAAAACUACAUAG
Messenger RNA from Clupea harengus (Atlantic herring), 2538 nucleotides. Its product is annotated as extracellular calcium-sensing receptor-like. The transcript is spliced from 7 exons. The record is from RefSeq and is a predicted model, not a curated record. The coding region runs from base 1 to 2538 and encodes 845 amino acids. NCBI's taxonomy places the organism in Eukaryota, Metazoa, Chordata, Actinopteri, Clupeiformes, Clupeidae.